GUCUCUUUCUGCCAUCAUCAUCCUUAAAUACCCCUCACCUCUGCCCUUAAAUUUCCACAACUAUAUAUAUUUAUAGUUCGAUAGAGCUUAUAAAAAUAUAUACUUAAAAAUAAUUACUCCUGCAUAUAUAUCAAUAAUAAUAUGGCGGUUUCAUUAAUCUUCUCUAAUAAUAAGCAUAAUAAUAAGCCUUUGUUCAUCUUCUUCUUCCUUGGGUCAGUACUCAUCCUCGUGUUCUCCACACUUAUUCACAUGGCUCAAUCUUCUCCUGAACCGGCGGUGUACGGAGCAGAACCGGGCUUCCCACUCCAGGAUACUUCUAUAGAUUGUGGGGCAUCAUGCGCGGUGAGGUGCAAGUUGUCGUCGCGGCCGAGGCUGUGCAAGAGGGCGUGCGGGACUUGUUGCGCCAGGUGCAACUGCGUCCCCCCGGGAACCGCCGGCAACGAGGAACUCUGUCCAUGCUAUGCUACCAUGACCACCCACGGCGGCAGGCACAAGUGCCCUUAAUUAUUAAUUUCAUUAUUCCAAUUCAUCUUUCCAUAAUAUGUGUACCAUGUGUAUUAUUUUUAAUCUCAUUUUCAAUCCUAGUUCGUAUCUCAUUCAAACACAUUUAUAAAUAUGUUUUGCUUGUCUGUAUGUCUGUUAUUAGAAUAUGUACCCGCCAUUAGUUGAAACAAUAAUUGCCUUCCUACUUUAACUUAUUCCCAGUACAAUUUCUAAUAAAAUAUUGCCAGUACU
This is a messenger RNA of Cuscuta campestris, 735 nucleotides long. The record is from the annotation of a GenBank genome assembly. NCBI's taxonomy places the organism in Eukaryota, Viridiplantae, Streptophyta, Magnoliopsida, Solanales, Convolvulaceae.